UAAUAUCCUUCAAAUAACAGAGAGCUUGCUACCCGAUGCAACUCGUUCUGCUUUCGUCAAUCGGAUGACAGAAUGCGUUCGUAAGAGCAACUUUCUGGGAUGCUCGAGAAGUGUGUUGUGGCCGAGUUUGUCAGAAUAUUUUCCUAGACUGCCCAGUUUUCCAAAUUUCGGAGGAUAUCUUCAAGCGACAAAUAGUAACUCCGCGUUAACUCGGAAUCUGACUGAUCCAUCACCGUUUUCGGAGACUGACGUUAGGGUUGGACAGCAUGGAGACGCUACUGUUACCAUCACGGACACCAGGUUCUAUCCCGUCUUUUCGGAACAUCCGGAAGGUGUAAUUUUAAAAAUUCUCAAGGCCGUGCAGCACUCUACGCCGGAUGUUCUCACUUCGACGGUUACUUCAAGAUCGCAGCAAUUCACGAAUUAUUUCACGGAACAGCAAGGUAAUAUUGUUCAGGUCGCAGAAAGUCUUUUACCGGAAUCAGUAAGACCAAUUUUCGUGGAAAAGAUGGUAACUUGCGUUCGAGAGAGCCCGUUCCUAGAGUGUACGAGGAAUAUAGCUUGGCCAACUAUUGCCCAGUUCUUCCCGAGGCUGCCAAACUUUCCCAAUUUUGGAAGUUACCAAACUCUACCGAGGAUGAAACUUGAUGUAUCAUCGAUCCUGCUGCAUAACACUUAUUCCGAUAACCAGACAUCUAACGAAAAGAGUGAGAAUACGCCCAAGAUUGAUCUAGAAACGGUCGAGGAGAAAAUAGAGGGUUCAUUGAAGGACCUGCUGAGCAAGAAUUCGUCGCCGCGUUUGGAAAAUUCCUACUUGGAUGUCAACAAUCCUGUGAUAGGCACUCUUCUAACUGCUCGGGAAAUGAACAUUGUUAGAUUAGCGGAGAGAGCGAUACCGGAUUCGAUACGUCGCGAAUAUGUAACCAACAUGCUGGAAUGCGCGAGAAGCAAUAAUUUCGUUACUUGCGCCCAGUAUGUCACUUGGCCGACCUUGAAGCAAUUUUCGCCGUCCCUACCGAACUUUGAGGAACUAUUUGAACAACUCCCUGGCGCAGGUCAGAUUCCUGGCAUCAGCCAGAUUCCUGGUAUCAGCCAGAUUCCUGGUAUCAGCCAGAUUCCUGGUAUCAGCCAGAUUCCUGGUAUUAGCCAGAUUCCUGGUAUCAGUCAGAUUCCUGGUCAAAUUCCCGGUAUCGGACAGUUUCCUGGCGUAGGUCAGAUUCCCGGUAUCAGUCAGAUUCCUGGAGCGGGUCAAAUCCCUGGUAUCGGCCAGAUUCCUGGAGCAGGUCAAAUCCCCGGUAUCGGCCAGAUUCCUGGAGCAGGUCAAAUCCCCGGUAUCGGCCAGAUUCCUGGCGCAGGACAAAUCCCCGGUAUCAGCCAGAUUCCUGGUGCGGGACAAAUCCCCGGUAUAGGUGGGCAGAUCCCGAGUAUUCCCGGAUUGGGAAAUCCUUUCGCCGACAGACCCGGCCUACCACAGUUUCCUUUCCCGCAAAUCCCUACGUUACCAGGCGGAGUUCAAACUGGCAUUCCUCAGUUUCCAGGAUUGCCUAGCUUUGGCGCCAUAAAUUACUCGCAAUUAGGAGUUUUGUCGGACACGCCGCAGGAGUCGACACCGCAGGAGCUGAAGCCGCAGGAUCAAUCAAAAGUUGCGGAAGCAGUGGAGCAGGCGAACCAGAUAAGUGGAGAAUCGAGAGCUUCGAACACUCCGUCAGUAGGCGAACAAGGAGUCGUCCCCGGAUAUUUUGGGCAACCGUCAGACAUCCUCAUAGAUAUUUCCAAGGAAAAAGUCCAUUUGUCUGAUCUUGAGCAACGGCGAAGUUCAUUGUCGGAAUCCGCUCUCUCGGGCGCGUCGUCCAAAAAACACGAAAGGAAACAAAGAAGUACCGAUAAAUUAUUAAGUUCUUACCACGAGACCGAGGGAAAAAUUGAACAGACGUCUUCGGAGACGACAAUGGACAACGUGUUCCCGAACAUCACGGAAUCCGAAUUUCUUCAGCUUCUAGUUAAUAUUUCGAUUUCCGAGAAAAUUUUGGAAAGGAGACCCGAGGAGAAUCCAAAGGAAUACUUCGUGGAUACGUUAAAUUAUACAGUCAGGAAUUCUCUAACCGCCGAUCAGUACGAGAUCUUGAAGCUGGUGGAGGACUUGAACGAACAAACCGCAAACCGCGGUUUCCUGUCACGGGUAAUGCAGUGCAUACUCAGCUUGAGCUUCAUCAGAUGCAUGGGCAUUUUCGUCUGGCCAGUUAUCACUAGUGCCGUACCAUCUUUAAUCGGUCUACCGUCCUUGCCCGCAUUUCCUCUUGGAGGCCUCGGUAUUCUCGGAAGAUCAACGGAAACUGAAGUACAGCAUUUCUUUGGAAUGUCCACGAGCGAUUUCGAAAAGGAACUGCUGAUCAGGAAGGCAUCCACGGAAAAUAUUCUUCUGGAUUGGUACAAGAUGGCGAUGGAGGAUAAGUUUCAGGUAGAUCUGGGUUUCCUGAAGCUCACGGGCUACGGGAAUGGCGAAGUCGGCAUUAGCUUCGGCGGAUUCCGCGAGGGUAGAGCUACGAAGAUCAAAGACAACAAGAACUUGCCGAGUAUCCUGACGAUCAUCAGCGAUAUCAUGGAAGAAGUACUGGACCAGCGGCCGGACAACGAGAAGCUCAAGAAGGAGAAGGAGAAGAAAGAGAGGAGUCUGGAUGACGUGCAAGAGGCGAACUUCCAGCUUCUGCAAGAGAGCGACGAGUACGCGGACAUUAAGCGGUCCAUAAACGACGAUCAGAUAAUUAACAUGUUUCUAGAUAAAAUCAAGGCCAACGCGACGGAUUUCGCCGAUGGUGAUGUCGCUCAGUUUCUCAACGUAGAGAACGCUUACAACGCUUUCAGCGUACUCUUCGGGACCCGUUUGAACGAAAAGUUCGCGAGUAGAUUAAAGGUUUUUACCGAGGAAUUGAAGAACAACAAUCCGGAGAAUAAUCCAGAGAAGCAUAUAAAAAAUCUCAGCACAGAGGAACUAAAAGUAAUACCUCCGAAGGAAGAAAUUACUUACGAGUUUGAAAAAGAAUCUAUAGAAAGUGACGAGGAACGCAAAAGGGAACAUCGUGCAAAGAACGAGCUGAGAUCUAUGCUGAACGAAUAUUCAGAAAUAUUAGCAAACCAGGAAGUUUCUACGGAAAAGAUUGAGGAUUCAGAUAACGAAAACAACAUCAGGGACACCGAAUCGCCCUCCGACAAGAAUGUACGCUCAGAAUUGAGGAUUCAGCUGCCACGUUUGCGAGAGGACUUUAUGUCCAGAAAAGUCACGAACGCGGUGAUGCAUCUCGGAAGAGCAUUGAAGAUGAAGAUGAGCACUUUGAUGCCCGGAAUCGGUUUCGUAGUAUCUUUCCUCAUCCAAAUGGCCUUGGCUCACGCGAGGGCGGCUGCUUCUAUGGCUGGUAUGAUCAGCAACAUGGCCCUCGCAUCGGCUGUAUUCGGUAUGCUCCGACAGAGUCUGUUCGGCUCGGAAAAUCCGCAGAUCAAAUAUGUAUACGACAAUGAUAAGACGGGUCCGGGGAUUACUUGGCCGCACCACCAUAGGUCAUAUUAUCAUCACGGAAAAUAG
This is a messenger RNA of Vollenhovia emeryi, 3577 nucleotides long. RefSeq lists its product as uncharacterized. The coding region runs from base 65 to 3577 and encodes 1170 amino acids. NCBI's taxonomy places the organism in Eukaryota, Metazoa, Arthropoda, Insecta, Hymenoptera, Formicidae. The transcript is spliced from 2 exons. The record is from RefSeq and is a predicted model, not a curated record.